Messenger RNA from Drosophila obscura, 541 nucleotides. Its product is annotated as E3 ubiquitin-protein ligase RNF128. Lineage: Eukaryota; Metazoa; Arthropoda; Insecta; Diptera; Drosophilidae. The record is from RefSeq and is a predicted model, not a curated record.
CUGCACUCAGUAAGCCUGCUGCAGCCAGAGCGAACAGGCAGCAGUUAGCUUAGAUCCAGGCGGAGGCAGAGCCAAAGCCAAAGCUAGAAUGAAUGUGAUCUGCACGAUCUGCUCGGAGCGGUAUCGGGCGACGGACCACAUCCUGGCCGGCAGCUGCGGUCACGUCUUCCACGAGGAGUGCCUGGAGCGCUGGCGGGCGGAAUCAAGAACGUGCCCCAUUUGCCGCAGCGACGACACCGUGUACUUGCAGCUUUACUUGGACUUUGACGAGUCGUCCACGUCCACGUCCCACAGCCAGAAUCAGAAUCAGAGCCAAGGUCAAAGGGAAAGCACAGACAGCGGACUCGAGAAUGUCAAUUGCACCGAAUAUUCCGGUAUAAUGCGGGAAUACGAGAAUCUGCUGUACGAAACGGGCGUGUAUCGGGAGGAGAUUGAGUACUUAAACGAACGCAUUGAGACCAUUAUGCUGCGCAAUUCAGAGCUAAAGGGGAAGCUAGAAAUGUCGAGCGAUUCUGAUUAAAGGCAACUUUUUGAGGGUAAA